Spirodela intermedia is the source of this 8265-nucleotide messenger RNA. NCBI's taxonomy places the organism in Eukaryota, Viridiplantae, Streptophyta, Magnoliopsida, Alismatales, Araceae. The record is from the annotation of a GenBank genome assembly.
AUGGAUGUGACUUCUGCUUCGUCUUCCUUGUCUGGUACAACGGAGAGGAGGGGGAUCCCCGCCGCCGCCUUCGUGGAAGAUGUUCAGACCUAUCUCGCGCAGUCUGGCCUCGAUGUGAGCACAGCCCUCACCUUCCUCCAGGAAAGGUACGGCGGGUUCGUUUGAUCAUGUGAUUUCCCUAGUCUCCUGCGUGAUCUUAUCGGCCUGAGUGUCCGCCGGUCCUGGACUCCGGAGGAGUCUUUGGCUUCCGAACUUAGCACGAGGGUUUGUAGGCGGGCUAAUUUUUGUGUAAAAUGUCAUCUUUAUGUCCGUUCUCUAGCCUGAUGGGAUCGAAGAGAAGAUAGGUCUUCCUGGCGGGCACCUUUCCAGAUCUAUCCAGUAGAGUAAGCUCGCCGGUUCUGCUGUGAGUUUAAGGGUUUAGGCGCUGGGGGCUCUUCGAGGGACCACUGACCGUUGGAAGAGGAAUAGAAGAAAAUAGAAAUGGGUGGUUUCUGGGAAAGAAGAUAAAACUCCGGCUUUGGAACUCUGGUCUCCUAUUCCAUCUCUCCAGUUGCAUCUCAUAGAUUGGUGUUCGAAAACGUUUUCCUGGUGGGUUAAGUCCCCGUUGAGAAAGUUCUUAGAAUUUUAACCGUUUUAAUGAAAACGGUGGUUCACCCUUGUUGGUGGAUAAUCGACUGACUUGUAACACUUGAUCCGAUCAUAAUACUUAUUCUCUCUUAUAAUCAUGCUCUUCUGUGUUGUGUUUUUAACUAUUCAUUUUUAGUGUUCUUAUACCAAGUACUAUUGCUUUCAUCAACCAGGUGCAUAUACCGCCACAUAAGUCGAUGAUAGAAUGCGAUAGAAAGGUUAGAUAAAAAAUGAUUUGGUAAUGAAAGUGCUUCACACACGCGAGUGAAUCUGGAAAAGGGCUCUGUUAAUCGUCAGAAGUAGUAACCUGAAUGCACUGAAAAAAAAUUAAGCACAACCUUGGGACACGAAGCAAUUACUAACAUCGUCUCUGGAUCUGUCACCUGUACUUGUUAAGAGUUACAAUUAUACCACUUUGAUUUAUUCAACCCUCUUUGAGGCUGGAUGCUUCUAUGCAUUUUAUCGUUUUCACGGAUGAAAUAUUCUUUUUGGGUGGCUCUGUGAAGCAUGUUUGUAAUGUCAUACUAGUUCUACCUCUCUAGCAAUGGACAGUUGAAGACUGUGCUGGGAUUGGUGAUGCAUGAGAUGCUCAUACUGCUAUCAUUGUACCUGAACCACUCCAAAGAGAAGAUGUUCUUAAUCAUCUCCAUGGUCUUACCGCAUUCAAGCCCAACAAUAGCCACGCAGUCACGUCUGUUUAUGUGGAAUGUUAUCUCCCCCUUGCCUACCCUGCUAGGUGCUCAGUAAAAUGGUUAUCACCAAGUGCUCAUAGCAGUUCAUUGGAUCUGGUUCCAAUCUGGAUUGUACCUGGUCGGUUGAUUAUGCAUCCAUUCUGAUUCGAAAGACCAUGCACUUCUUCUGAUCUUCUAGGAAAGAAACGAAAACGGCAUUUUCUCAGAACUCUUGAUAUGGCAGCAGUGCACUGAUGUACUGUGUGAGCAUUGAGACACCAUUGUUCGUUUAGGCCUGCAGCUUUACCAGUUGGUAUAUUUGCAUAAAAUGACUAUUUAUUUAAAGCGCUGUGAAAGAAUCUAAAAUGUCUUUAUAUUUCUUUGUGGACUCCUUCAUGCUUUUUUAAUGCCCCGUCACAAUUUUGUGCUUCUUUAGGCAUCAUCCUCUCUUAUGAAGGUGGAGACAAUGUAUCAAAUGCUCUGUAGGGCUAAAUACAAAUGAUCCUCUAAUAAUCAUGCAUCUCUGAAUAGUAGAUUAUAUGCAGAUAUCGAAAGGUCACGGGGGGAACCCCUAACCGGUGAGGAAAAAGGUAAAAGAGCAUAAAACGAUACAGAGGCGAAUUGGUAGCUCUUUUAUUAUAAAAUAAAAGAAACCCUAACUUGAGAGCAUGCAUAUUUUAUAAUCCUUCCAAACUACCAACAAUAUCCUCAUAUACAACAGUUCAUCACCAACAGUUUGGCCAAUUCAAAAAAAUUACCUAUAAAAUGCUACUUUUAGACUGUUCUAAGCAUCAAACAGAUGUUACUGACAGUCAUAGAUUCCGAUUUAUCUAAUUUACAAGAGAUUGGGUUACACAGUACUCUAUGUCAGGUUUUAUAAAUGUAACAUGCUGAUUCAGUUAACUAGUCUUAUGCCUCGCGUAUAUAGAAUAAAUCCAUUUCGUCCAUACUAGAGUUUGGAACUAUGGAACUCAUUGUGCACAUUUUAUAAGGUAGUUUUAUUUUGAAAAUAUUGGCAAAUUAAUCUCGAAUAUUAGGAGUACAACCACGUCUUUGUCUGAAUGUACUAUUUUGUUAUGUUUUUCUGAUUUUCCAGGUUACAACAAUAUAGGGUGGUUGAGAUGAAACUCUUGGCGCAGCAGAGGGAUAUUCAGGUUAGUUUCGUUUUUGUCAUCUUCCAACUACAACAUGCUAAGCUCCUAGUACAUGUAUGCUCCUGUCCAAGAACUGAUUGUCCUUGUUAGAAAGGAUUGUCUCAACCCAUCAUCUAAACUUUCCUUCUGUUGUUCAUGGCUGAUCCGAUUCUGUCUGUGAGGAAUGGGUUGUUUGUAUUGAUAACUGAGAGCUUAUUUAUCUGCAUUGAAAUGAUGAUUAUCAUCAGAAUGGCACCAGUGCUUUUGAAUUACACUUCUGUAUGUGAUUGGGACACAGGCUGUCAAACUGGAAUACUCGUAUAUAUUUCACUUCAUGUCAAGAUUAUUUUUAUUUAGGCGUUACUUUACUUUCUUUCUUCUAUUUUCCAGGCAAAGAUUCCUGAAAUUGAAAAGUGUAUAGAUAUUGUCUCAACAUUGCAAGUUAAGAAGGGUACUGGUGAGGUUCGUUUGCCAUAUCUUAACGAUUGUGGGCAGAUUCCGUCCUUUGUCUUCUUUGUAUAUGCUUUUGGUUCACUUUUUGCAUUAGCAUUUAGUGUGUAUUGGGGCAGAUACUUUUCCGUUUUACUAUUUAUCUGAUGUUUUGGUAAGCGAUUCUUUAUUCUUUUUAUAAAGAAGCCUGUAAGUAUUUUCCAUAGUCAAAGUUGUCCUGCUUUGUUGUUAAUCAUUUCUAUAAAUUUAAGAUUUUAUAGUUUGAUAACGUUUACCAGUAUGAAGCCUCCCAGUGGGGCAAUUGGUCAAGAUAAAGCUGUAAUGGUGAAGAUUAGGUUACACUUGUCCUUUCUUUGGCGUCUGGAAGGAAAAUUUCCAUAAACUGCUAGUAAAUUUUCACAUGAUCCACGUGACUAUCCUGAAGCUAACACAUUGUUUUCUUCAUUCCUCAAAGUGGAGUUUUGAUCAUGUACACGGGCCAUUUGGAUCGUAUCAUAAAUUUACAAGUCACAUCAUCACAUCACUUUUUUGGUCAUGCUUUUAGUGGCAUUUCCUUAGUUGGCCUUCGUGAGAUUGUUUGGUAAGUAGUUGCAAGCAAGUUUUUCUUGAUUAAUUAUAUUAUUCUACGAAUGGAUUCCCCUAUAUAGUGAUGGAUUAUGUACACUCCACUUUAUCAAUAAAGGAGAUGAGAAAGAAAAGCAAAUGUUUGAAGGGGUCUUAACCAGUUAUCAAUUUAGUUCAUCUGAUGACUUUUGAGCCUCAUAGUAUCAAGUUCCAUGACAUGAGCUGCAUUAUUUAGCUAUAUACACCAUCUGUUCUUUUAGUAUGAUGGUCAGUUUUUGCCUUACCCUGAAUAUCAGACUGGAAUUUAAAUUUUUCAUGAAACUUUGUUGUGUGACAGACUUGUACUUAGAGAUUAACCAGUGUUUGAGAAGUAUUGUAAAGUCGUAGCACAUUUUUAAUUUUGAAAUAGGAAACCUAGAUUAUGGAGACCUUCUAUCUAAAUCAUUAGAUGACGCUUCGAGACAUCCCAGGUUUUAUCUAAUUUUUAGUUGAAUAGUAUUAUCGUUCGUCCAGUAGGAGGAAGAUGUUGAACACGCAUCUGAUCUGCUCGUAGAGUAGCCCACUGUUGUGCUUCAUGCCCAACUCCCCUCAAGCUCUGUCUUAUAGUAUCUAUCUAGUGAGAGUUCAUGAGGAUGGUGCUUCAUGACAAUUUGUACUGGCUUACUUACAUUGACAGUGUUUGAGCUGCUUUUUCUGCUGAAAGAAAAGCCUGCAUCUCAUAUUCCUUCAUUUCCAGUGUCUCUGUUAUUCUAUUAAAGUUUUUUUAGGUGUAAAGCGUGCUUAGAAUUUUUGAUUCGUUGUCAAGUAUCACAUAGAUUCCCACUUUGUUCACUCUUCAUUUGUAGCAGGCUACAUGUGUCUAGAGAUAUCCAUAUAUAGAUCAUCUUACAUAGGAAGGGUUGGAGAUGACUCAGUUAUUGAUGAUGACACAUUAGUUUGAACUUGAUGUGAGUGACGUAACUCUAUCAACUUAGGACAGCACUAGUUAUCUCGAGAUUGAUACUGGUGAGUGAGGACGGUGUAUGCUGUAUUAUAGAGUGCUUUGUAUGUUAGGAAGUGUUGAUCCUUUCGAUCUAAAUGUUUGUGUUUGAUGGAUGAAACAUUAUUUGUGUAUUGUAAUCGUUUUUCUAAUUUUAUUAAUGUCUAAGAUUUGGCUUCAUAUCAUCAUAGUUCUCCCUAUCAAAGCUAACAUGGCCUUUAAAAAGGCGAAUAAAAAACGUGAAAACUGUGCAUUAUUCAUGUGCAUACUGCUUUAGAAACCUUUAAAACAUGUGUUUCGUGAAUGAAAUAUUAUUUGUUGAUUUUGUUUGUCUUUGUUUAACUUAUUUGUCAUAAUUAGCAUGCUAUUUUUCGUAGUUCCUCUUCUAUUUUUCUUGAUAUCUCAGACUCCGCUUCAUAUCAUCAUAGCUUUUCCUAAGAGAGAGGUUCUGGCCUUCAGAAAGACCCAUAAAAACCGUGGGAAUUGAGUAUUAAAACAAGUGUGAGGCGCCUUAAAAAACCACUAAGAAUCGACAUAGGCCUGUAAAUCGUGAGGUAUUUUCAGAGAUACCUUCCUGAAUAUAUUUCCUUUCCUUAAUAUAUAUUCUUCCUAUUACUUAGGUCUGUAAGAGAUUUUUUAGGAAGUUCUGUUUUUCUGUUACUAUGUUUUCGCUUUCCUUUUUUUUGGUAACCCCUUUCUGGGUAUAUGCAAUUUUUGGCCUCAUAAAGAUAGUAGGAGAGAAGCUUUAUUGUACUGUAGAGGUUGAAUUUAGUUGGAGUCGUGAAGAAGUUUUUUCAUCAUCGCAUUAGAGCAACGGUGGUUACUUGAACACUGGUAUUUGUUAUCUUAAUCUUUUUAAUUACCCAUUUUGUUCCAUAAACCUUUCCAGUGAGGGUUUUAUUCUCUUUAGUAAUAAAUUGACCAGAAUAUACAAUAACUUGAUGUGAAGAAUGCUUUUCUUCCUGGUGAUUAGAAGAACUGCUCAUAGAGAUUCCACCUUCUACUGAUGAAAAAAUCGGAUCAGAUAUUGUGUGUCCACUAGAGAAAGCACUUUAUGGGCUGAAGAAAUUACUUCAAACAUGGUUUGGGAGAUUUAAUAAGAUUAUGUUGCAUAUGGGGGACAAGCAAAGUCAAGGGAGGGAAUCAUAUGCUUUUUAUCAAACAUGUUGAGGUAGUGUGUCCUCUCCAGACGUUUUCUUGGUGAUUUAAUUAUUACUAGAAAUGUUGAAGUCGAACAGAAAAUUUUCGUUGAUCACUUAAGUCCAUGAAUUUAAAAUUAAACAAUUGGAAAAAUUAAAAUAUUUCCUUGGGAUCAAAGUUGCCUACUUCAAAUAAGAAGUCUCACUGUAUUGUGAUAACAAAUGUACUCUCAACAUUGCACAUAAUUCAGUCCAAAAUGGUCGACCUAGGCAUAUAGAGAACGACAGACAAGAAAAGAAAAGCUUGAAGAGGGCAAGUUAGCUCCUCUUUAGUGCCGUCAUGUGAACGACUAGCAGAUUCCCAGACAAAGGGACAAUCUGCUUCAUGAUUUCAGGAGCUAACAAGUGGGAAUGAAAGAUAUCCAUUUGUCAACUUAAGGAGGAGAUGCAUAUCCUGAAAUAUUUUCAGAGAUACAUUCCUAAAUAUAUCUUAUCUCCUUAGUAUAUAUAUAUUCUUCCUACUACUGUGGGCUGUUAGAAUUUUUUUAGGAAGUACUGUUUUUCUGUUUCUAUGUUUUCUCUCUCCUUCGUUUGUAAGCCCUUUCUCUUUCUGGGCUUAAUUUUUUGGCCUUGUAAAAAUAGGAGAGAAACUCUCCCAGCCCUAUAUGUAAUUUAAAGGUUGUAGUCAGUUUUAGUAGUGAAGAAUAAGUUCUUUCAUUCUACCUAAAUUGAGUUCUGAAAGAGGAUCCGAAGAGUAUAAGGGUGCCUAUUGUGAUUGCGGGGUUUCGAGAAAAAUUCCAUCUGACCCACUUGACUUUUGUGUUUAUUCAGCCAAAACGCAAGUCCAAUCCAGCAAACAUUGACGAACUUUACAAAUUAAUUUGGACGAUGAUGAAAUCAGAAUGGUUAAAUUUACUUCAGUUGAUUUGUGUGUCAGUUUCAUAUCAAUGUUCUCAGAUUUUACAACGCCAAGCGUCCUAUAGAUGAAGCUGAUAUGACAGGGGUUGACACUUGGAAGAUGUGGAAAAAGGUAUGAGUACAAUGAGCGAUUAUAUACCCAGAAAUAUUAUCUUGAUUGAAAGGUUGACCCUAUAAUUGAUGAAUACCGACCGAAUAUUGGAGCCUUGGCCUCUAAGAUUGAAAUAAGAUUGGAGUUGGCCUAGGGGUUGACUGAAAGUGUCUACUAACUGUAGUUGUCGGUCACCCCACUGAUUACCAUGAAUGAAUUCAAUAAGAUCGGAGUUGGCCUAGGGGUUGACUGAAGGUGUCUACUAACUGUAGCUGUUGGUCACCCCACCGAUUACCAUUAAUGAAUUCAAUAAGAUUGGAGUUGGCCUAGGGGUUGACUGAAAGUGUCUACGAACUGUUAUCGGUCACUAACCACUUACCAUGAAUGAAUUCAAUAAUGGCGGUAAAACUCGAUGAAAUCCAUGCCUACUUUCUCUGAUAAAGCUUCUAAUGCACUUGAAUGCAUUCAUGUAACCUUGGUAGACAGUUAUAAGCUGUUAGUUUUGUUUUCUCUGUUCUUUUGAUGUAUAAGACCAAGGUAACUAUUGAAUGACACUUUGGCUUGUACUCAGAAGGUUUGGUUAGCCCCCUCAACAAAGCCAACCUUGAUUGAAUGCCACUAUGGUUGCUAAAUUAAUCAGCUUUUUGACCUUGAACCCAAGAUGCAGAUUUUUUGCCUCAUAAAAUAUUAUUUGUCUCCAUUAAACUAAACAGUUCUUCUCAAUGAUCUGUAGAAUCACCUCUCUGAUGUUCUGGUGCAGGCUUUGGUUGCUGACUUUGAAGUCUCAGAAGGCAUACACUCACAGGCUCGGAUUCAGGACACGGACUCAGUUUGUCUCUGGUUGGGAGCAAAUGUCAUGCUAGAGUACUCUUGUGAAGAAGUCGGUCAUCGUCAUCCUUUUCACCACCCAGUCAUCCUUAUUUGGGUAAUUAAUUAGCUGAGUCAGGAACAUUAACGGGGGUGCUGGUUCUUGGUGUUACUCGCUUGAACUCAGGCCACAGAGCUGCUGCAGAAGAAUCUUGAAAAUGCAAGAGCCAGCUUGGGGGUUCUCGUCACCGAUCUCCAGUUCUUGAGGGACCAGGAGACUAUAACUCAGGUAAUCCGCACUCUGCCUCCCUCUUUAUGUGAAUGAAGUGCCAUUCCAUUGAUUCGAGCUUUGAAAGAAUCGCCAGAACAUUCGUUUUUGUUUUAAUCAGUGGGAAAUCUUGUUGGAGGACCAGUCCAGCUGCUAGAAAUAUAUAUUACUUCUGCUCGGAAGUUACUGUCAGUUGGAAGGUAUUUAUUGAUCAAUUCAUGGAGAAAGUUGCUGAAAGAUGAGAGGAGGAAGAAUGUGACCCACCUGAAAUGGUAGUCUGGAUGGGCAAAGUGCUCUCCCCCAAUCAACGAUCCUUUAUAAGUCUCUAUGGUUUCUUUCUUCUCUCUCUACUGUUUCGAUCAUGCGGGACGGUUCUGCCCGCCAAAAGAAAAAGGGGUUCUGAGCAUCUGGGUGCGGAGAUUUUGCGCGUUAGGCAACUGGGAUCUCUCUUAUCUUGCUCAUCUAUUCAUAUCAUGCGAUGUUCUUGGAUUCAUUCUCCAUUAAUUGACAGAAGAGUAAACCUUGGGGAAAAAAAAAAAAAAACAGGUGACGAUUGCCCGCGUGUACAACUGGGACGUGCACCAGCGCAGAAUGAAGCAAGCCGUCAAGGACACCUGA